AUGAGACGACCGCGAGUUUUGGUAACCCAUCAUCAGGUGCAGCCGGUAGCAUUGAAGUUACUGCGCGAACAUUGUGACGUGAUCGUACCCCAGGAGGACUUUCCAUCCCGUGCUAAAAUUCUUGAUCUCUGUUCGGGUAUUGAUGGACUUCUGUGGACCAACUACAAGAUGAAACUCGAUCGGGAGGUGUUGGAUGCAUGUGGACCUCAGCUGAGAGCAGUUUCGGUUACGAUGAAUGGUGUAGAUUGUGUAGACACUGCAGAAUUGGCUAAAAGGAAAAUUCCCCUUGGGCACACACCGUUCAUCCCAAAUAAUGCCGUAGCGGACUUGGCAAUUGGUCUGAUGGUUGCCGCAAAUGAUGGAUUGUUGCGUUCCUGCGACGAUUGUAACUCUCGCCAAUCAAUCCAAGGUUCCACUGUUGGAAUUGUUGGAUUUGGUGGAAUUGGACAGGUGAUCGCCCGAAGAUUGCAAGGGUUCAAUAUCGGUACAAUUCUAUACAGUGGUCGAACUCCUAAAACCAGUGCUGAUAGAUUUAAUGCCCAGCAUGUUCCGUUCGAGGAGCUUCUUGUACGUUCCGACUUCAUUUUCAUUAGCUGUCCUUUAAACGACGCCACACUCGGGUUGUUUGGUCGCAACGCAUUUGCAAUGAUGAAGUCCUCCGCCAUACUUAUUAACAUUGCACGAGGUGCGAUAGUCGAUGAGCCCGCAUUGAUCGAUGCCUUAAAAGGUGGUAAAAUAAGAGCGGCAGGAUUAGAUACCGUAACUACGGAACCAUUUACACCAGACAGUGAACUGUUUCAAUUACCCAACUGUGUGAUUGUACCACAUUUGGGAACGGCCACGAAAAGAACGCGGGACGAAAUGGCUAUACGGGCGGUGGAAAAUUUAAUCCAUGGAUUGCGAAAUGAAACGAUGCCAUCACAAUUUCAAUAA
Messenger RNA from Anopheles marshallii, 933 nucleotides. Its product is annotated as glyoxylate reductase/hydroxypyruvate reductase-like. The record is from RefSeq and is a predicted model, not a curated record. Gene Ontology annotation, cellular component: cytosol. NCBI's taxonomy places the organism in Eukaryota, Metazoa, Arthropoda, Insecta, Diptera, Culicidae. Gene Ontology annotation, molecular function: glyoxylate reductase (NADPH) activity; NAD binding; hydroxypyruvate reductase [NAD(P)H] activity. Bases 1 to 933 code for a protein of 310 amino acids. The transcript is spliced from 3 exons.